AUGGAAGUUCCAGGUGAAAAGGGACCAUAUGCUUGUGUGGACUGUGGAAAAAUGUUUGUUAAACGAGGAAAUCUAAACGCACACAGGAAACUUCACAUUGGUGGCAAUCAGUUAGCUUGUCCUCAGUGUGGAAAAUGCUUUUUAUUACAAAGUGUGCUAAAGAAGCAUUAUAAAACUCACUCGGGAGAGAAACCAUUCAGUUGUAAAAUAUGUGGGAAGGGUUUUAGUGAGAAACGUAAUCUUCUAGUGCAUACCAGAGUGCACACAGGAGACAGACCGUUUGCUUGCAGUGAGUGUGGGAAAGCUUUCAGCAAGAAAAGCAAUCUGAAGGUUCAUACCAGAAUUCACACGAACGACAGACCUUUCAGGUGCGACGAAUGUGGAAAAGGUUUUAUGGAGAAGAGUAGUCUUAAUAAGCACUUCAGAGUUCACACAGGGGACAAACCGUACUCAUGCAAACUGUGUGGUGGCAGAUUUACUGAGAAGGGAACUCUCAAAAGGCACAGUAGAAUUCACACUGGGGACAAACCCUUCAUGUGUACUGUAUGUGGAAAAUUCUUUGGAGAAAAGGGGAACUUGAAAGUUCACAUGGGUAUUCAUGCAUUAAACAAACCUUUCACUUGUACUGAGUGUGGGAAGGGCUUCUGCGAAAAGAGUCAUUUUAACAAACACAUGAGGAUUCAUACGGGUCAGAAGCCAUUUGUGUGUGUGGAAUGUGGAAGAGGAUUCAGUGAAAAGGGGACUCUCAACAGACAUGUUGAAAUUCAUAGAAAAAAGAAAUUUUACACUUGUAAGGUUUGUGGUAAAGGCUUUAAAGGGAGAGGAUACCUUAGGAAACAUGCCAAAGUUCAUUUUGAAGACUCGCUCAUCUCUGAAGAAAGAACGGGCGACGGAUGCCUGAGUAACCUGUUGGUAACGCUGAAAGAGGAGAAAAGUGAAUGGCUUCCGGACAGUGAUAACGAGGCAGAGAUGGAGGACAAGGAUCCUUUGUGUUUAGAAAGUGAGGAAAGCACCAGCUCCUCAGAUUCCUCAGAUGACAGUAUUGUGAAGAAGGAAGAUGCUUUAUCAGAAUCAGAUACUUUUGAAAUAAAAAAUGAAGACUUGAGUGAAAACAAUGACAAGUUAUCAUAA
Molecule: messenger RNA, 1131 nt
Organism: Macrobrachium nipponense
Lineage: Eukaryota; Metazoa; Arthropoda; Malacostraca; Decapoda; Palaemonidae
Product: gastrula zinc finger protein XlCGF8.2DB-like
Exons: 1
Coding region: 1-1131 (376 amino acids)
Biological process (GO): regulation of transcription by RNA polymerase II
Cellular component (GO): PcG protein complex; chromatin; transcription regulator complex
Molecular function (GO): DNA-binding transcription factor activity, RNA polymerase II-specific; RNA polymerase II cis-regulatory region sequence-specific DNA binding
Source: RefSeq, a predicted model, not a curated record